AUGCCACUUUCAGCCCGUACAGCGACCGUCUCCCGGUCCACCAACGAGACCAAGAUCCAAGUUUCCUUGUCCUUGGAUGGCGGUGUCCUCCCACCUUUCGAGCCGAUUUCGCAUUUCCCGUCUUCAAGUGACCCCGCCGAGGCCGAGGCCGAGAAGAAGGGUGUUGUGCCUAUCAAGGGCGCCGAACAUGCUACUCAAUUCACUCCUACUCAACAGAUCACAAUCAGCACGGGCAUUGGCUUCUUGGAUCACAUGCUGCACGCGCUUGCCAAGCAUGGCGGUUGGAGUUUGGCGGUGCGGGCAAAGGGCGAUUUGUACAUUGACGACCACCACACAACGGAAGAUACCUUCCUCGCCCUCGGGUCAGCCUUCACAAAAGCCCUCGGCGCUCGCCAGUCCCUCGCCCGAUUCGGUCGCGGCGAUGCACCCCUCGACGAGGCUCUCUCUUGGGCCGUCAUCGAUCUGUCCAGCCGACCCUACGCUGUGAUCAACCUGGGCUUCAAGCGUGAGAAGAUUGGUGCGCUGAGCACCGAGAUGAUCACCCAUGGUCUUCAGAGUUUCGCCCAAGCUGCAGACGUCACACUUCACAUGGGCUGCUCCUAUGGUGACAAUGACCACCACCGGGCAGAAAGUGCGAUCAAAGCUUUGGCUGUUGCCAUUCGGGCUGCGACUGCACGCCGGGUGGAGGGUGAGGUUGGUGCUGGUGAUGUUGUCAGUACCAAGGGUGUGCUAUAG
Penicillium diatomitis is the source of this 735-nucleotide messenger RNA. It is a transcript of the gene his3, whose product is annotated as imidazoleglycerol-phosphate dehydratase HIS3. The record is from RefSeq and is a predicted model, not a curated record. The coding region runs from base 1 to 735 and encodes 244 amino acids. Gene Ontology annotation, biological process: L-histidine biosynthetic process. NCBI's taxonomy places the organism in Eukaryota, Fungi, Ascomycota, Eurotiomycetes, Eurotiales, Aspergillaceae. Gene Ontology annotation, molecular function: imidazoleglycerol-phosphate dehydratase activity. The transcript has 2 exons.